Messenger RNA from Panicum virgatum (switchgrass), 540 nucleotides. RefSeq names its product nucleolar protein of 40 kDa-like. Gene Ontology annotation, molecular function: zinc ion binding; nucleic acid binding. The transcript has a single exon. The record is from RefSeq and is a predicted model, not a curated record. NCBI's taxonomy places the organism in Eukaryota, Viridiplantae, Streptophyta, Magnoliopsida, Poales, Poaceae. The coding region runs from base 1 to 540 and encodes 179 amino acids.
AUGGUGAGAAACUUCAAGAAAUUUAUGAAGAAAAGAAACUUCAAGAAAUUUAUGAAGAAAAGAAACUUCAAGAGAGGGACCAAACAAAGAACAUGCUACAAGUGUGGUGAAAAAGAUCACUUCAUAGCGGAUUGUCCUCAAAAUAACAAUGAUGAAAAUGAAGAAAAGAAGCACAAGGGCAAGAGCAAGGACAAGAGCUAUGAUAAGGAGAAAAAGUACAAAGAGAAGAGCAAAGAGUACAAGAAGAAGCAUGGCAAGGCACAUGUCGGUGAAGAAUGGGAGUCUAGUGACGACUACGACAAUGAGGGCACAACAUCUCUUGCCUUGCUCUCUACUUCAUCAACACCAAAGCUCUUCAAUAACCUCUCCGAUGAUGAAGAUGAAGGCCCUAUGUGCCUCAUGGCAAAAGGGACUAAGGUAACAAACUAUGCCAACCCUCCAUCUUCUCCUACCUCCACAUCUAGUGAAUUAGAAAAUGAUUUAGAGGAAGAGGAGGCCCAACUCAAAGAAAACAUGAUAAAGAAGUUUGGAACAAACUAG